Miscanthus lutarioriparius is the source of this 912-nucleotide messenger RNA. The record is from the annotation of a GenBank genome assembly. Lineage: Eukaryota; Viridiplantae; Streptophyta; Magnoliopsida; Poales; Poaceae.
AUGGAUCUUGUGGCCGGGGCAGUGGGCAGCAUCGUCACCAAGCUCGGCGAGCUCCUGCACGGGGAGUACAAGCUGCAGAAGGGCCUGCCGGAGCAAAUCGAGUAUCUGAAAAAUGAGCUCGAGAGUGCGCACACGGCUCUCCGCAACUUGGGUGAAACGCCGCCGGAGCAGCUGGGUCCACAGGUCCGGCUCUGGGCUCGCGAGGUCAGAGAGGCGUCCUACGACAUGGAGGACAUCCUCGAUGCCUUCCUCGUCGAUGUCGUGGAGGGGGCCGACCCUGCUGAGACUAAAAGCAAGAAAGGCUUGCUUAAACGUCACAAGAAGAGGAUGGCCAGGCUGUUGAGGACGAGCAAGGCCGCCCCUGCUGAGACUAAAAGUCUCAAGGAGAAGAUGGACAAGCUGUUGAAGACGAGCAAGGCGCGCCACGACAUCGCUGGCGCAAUCGAGGACAUGAAGAAACGACUCCAGGAGGUGUCGUACCGCCGCGACAGGUACUCCAUACCCGUUGCAGUGGCUGCGCCGGCCACCAAACUGGAUCCUCGCCUUGUGGACAUGCACAAAGAGGCAGCACAGAUUAUCGGCAUCGAGAGGACGAGGGCGGAGCUCAUAGCCAUGCUUCAGUCAUCGACCAACGGCCAUGGAGAUGCUGGCACCUCCAGCAGCAGCAACCGGACCAAGAUAGUUUCUGUGGUCGGAGCUGGUGGUCUGGGCAAGACCACUCUUGCCAAGGCGGUUUACGACAAGCUGAGUACGGGAUAUGACUGUCGAGCCUUUGUUUCGGUUGGCCGCAAUCCUGACCUGGUGCAAGUCUUCACCAGCAUCUUCUUUGGUCUCGACCAAAAUAUGUACCAGGCCAUUCGUGAUGUAAAGGACCUACAACUGCUCAUUGGCGAACCUCCGAAAAUUCCUUGA